This is a messenger RNA of Aaosphaeria arxii CBS 175.79, 753 nucleotides long. RefSeq lists its product as uncharacterized. The coding region runs from base 1 to 753 and encodes 250 amino acids. The transcript is spliced from 2 exons. NCBI's taxonomy places the organism in Eukaryota, Fungi, Ascomycota, Dothideomycetes, Pleosporales. The record is from RefSeq and is a predicted model, not a curated record.
AUGUCGUGGGCAGCCAACCGGAUUACGAAGAGGGUGGAAGAUCGAGCGUACAGUUUGCUCGGUCUUUUCGACGUCAACAUGGCAAUGAUAUACGGCGAGCGCGAGAAGGCCUUUUUGAGACUUCAACAACAUAUCAUUCAGAAGUGUCGUGACGAAUCGAUAUUCGCAUGGGCCAUGGAUGACUCGAUGGGGGAGUACUGGAGCAUCUAUGCACCAUCGCCUUCGUUCUUCAGCCAACUCUCCAUCAACUUGCCCGUCCGUAGUUGUAGCCCGUCAGAGCGCAAAGCUCUCCUUAAUUGUACAAGCGAAUUUCAUCCAGACAGCAGAUUCUACAUCAUAACCACGAUAACGCAAGACUCGAAAGGCUACGUGCGUGUACGGGACUCCGAAGGCAAGAGCGAAGGCCUCAUCAGCGCCCACUCAAUAAGACACUACCACCCAACCCUUCUUCGCUUCCCAAUUGACCCUCGAAGACCUCCUAACCCCAUAUUUUAUGGCUUCUGGCUCCACACUCUGCAACCACCAGGUAAUGACGAAACGACACCCAUGAUUCUAUCAUCUGCCGAACCCCCCGAACCGGAUCAUGUCCGCCAAACGAAUAGGAGAGCCAACACUGGCAUCGUGCACUUCAAGGCACAGGGACAGGCCUCAACACGUCCACCGUGGAGCCAGAUCCGCUGGAUGAAGGUUGGCUUCGACGCGGACUACAAUCCCGUAACGACUUCUUAUCGAGUGAUUGUACAGAUACAAUGA